GUCAAGAGCCUUAAAGCACCUUUUUUGGCAACAGGUUGCUUUGCAAAUACAGAACAGUAAACAAGAAAUGGAAAAGUUAAGUUCAUCAUUUCAAUGUAUUUGUAAGUAGUAGGAACAAAUAAAGCUUUGUGGUGAUGUAGUUGCAUUAUAUUGAAGACCAAAAUCACAGCAGUGGCAGCAGUCAUUGGGAAAUCUGUCAGCUGAGAUGACUGACAUCUGUCCUGGAGAAUGAGUGCAAAGUAGUUUUUAAUAGGAGGCCUCUUGGGAGGGAGCAGAGGUUGCACCGCUGAAACUCGUGGCUGCUUAGCGAAGGUACGCGUGCAGCAUGGACCAUCUUUCAGCUGCUUCUGCCCAAAGGGUGGGGAGAAAGAAUGAUGUUUUGUGGCUUGUGGGAUUUGAAGAACUGAAUUUUCAAUAUAGAAUUCAAGCAGAAGAAAGUUGGGAAGAUGCAUCCACUUGGACUGUGUAAUAGCAAUGAUGAGGAAGACCUAUAUGAAUAUGGCUGGGUAGGAGUGGUGAAACUGGAACAGCCAGAGUUGGAGCCUAAGCCAUGCCUCACUGUCUUGGGAAAGGCAAAACGAGCAGUACAGCGAGGAGCCACAGCAGUCAUCUUUGAUGUUUCUGAAAACCCAGAUGCCAUUGAUCAGCUGAACCAGGGCUCAGAGGACCCUCUGAAGAGACCAGUGGUGUAUGUGAAGGGAGCUGAUGCUGUCAAGCUGAUGAACAUCGUUAACAAGCAGAAAGUGGCACGAGCAAGGAUUCAGCAUCGCCCCCCACGGCAACCAACCGAGUACUUUGACAUGGGAAUUUUCCUGGCCUUCUUUGUGGUUGUGUCUCUUGUUUGCCUUAUUCUUCUUGUCAAGAUCAAACUAAAACAGCGACGUAGUCAGAAUUCCAUGAACAGGCUUGCAGUGCAAGCACUGGAAAAAAUGGAAACCCGGAAGUUUAAGUCCAAAAGUAAGGGACAUCGGGAAGGUAGCUGUGGAGCACUGGACACACUCAGCAGCAGCUCCACCUCUGACUGUGCAAUCUGCUUGGAGAAGUACAUUGAUGGGGAGGAACUGCGUGUUAUUCCCUGCACUCACCGAUUUCACAAGAAAUGUGUGGAUCCUUGGCUACUGCAGCAUCACACCUGCCCUCACUGCCGCCAUAACAUCAUAGAACAGAAGAAGGGAAAUGCAGGUCCAGUCUGUUUGGAAUCCAUCAACCCAGCACGCAGCCGGCAGCAGAGGGUGAUUCUGCCUGUCCAUUACCCAGGCCGAGUGCACAGAGCAAACCAGGUAACAGCAUAUCCUACUCGGACAAGCAUGGACCCUCAUGGAAACCCCAUCACGGUGCUUACAGUUGAGCGACAUGGUGAUCAGAGCCUCUACCAAGCCCCGUCCCCAGCCUAUAUCCGAAGUUACCAGCCUAUUCAUUUGGACCAUGGACCAAACAUGCAUCACUGUAGCCUGGAACAUAGGGCUUACUCUCCAGCACACAACUUCCGAAGAUCCAAGUUUGGGCGCAACUUUUCCAAAGCAGCAUGCGUUUCCCAAUAUGAGACCAUGUAUCAGCACUACUACUUCCAAGGCCUUAGUUACCCUGAGCAAGAUGGACAGCUUCCAGCUGGCAUUUCCUCAAAGGGUCCUUCCCGUGCCUUUCAGCCUGGUAGCAGCAUGCUUUUCCCUCCUGUGGUACAUGUAGUGCCCUCAUCCCGCUUGGAGAGUGGCAGUACCUCCAGCUUUAGCUGCUAUCAUGGGCAUCGUUCAGUCUGCAGUGGAUAUCUGGCUGAUUGCCCUGGGAGUGACAGCAGCAGCAGCAGUUCUGGUCACUGUCACUGCUCCUCUAGUGAUUCCAUGGUUGACUGCACAGAGGUCAGCAACCAGGGGGUUUAUGGGAGCUGCUCCACCUUCCGCAGCUCUUUGAGCAGUGACUAUGACCCAUACGUUUACCGCAGUAAGAGCCCUUGCCGAGUAGGUGAGGUUGGUGGUGCAAACAGGGGUGCAAUUGUUCUCUUGGAGGGCCCCCACCAGGAUGAGCUCCCAGCUCAUGGUCACAGUCUGGUGGGUGCUGACUGCCGGCCUGUGCCAGCUUCUUCCUCAGGGGACCAACUGUCUAAUUGCAGCAUGGAUACGAACUAUAGCAGUAAUUCCUCGCUCGAGCACAGGGAUGCAAAUGGCACUACCUCAGAGAGAGGACAUGAGGCCACUCCUGGUACUGCCUUGGAUGUUAAAAGGAACUGGAAGAAUCCAGAGAUAGCAGGGCCACUUAUGGAGCAAGCAUGUGCAUACUGCUUUGAAUUCCAGCACUCUGCCCUGGAGCCUAGCAAUGGGACAGCUGACUGUAAUGCACUCUUCCUUAGCUCUCAACUGUGGGGGACGUGUGGCCCAGGAAUAGAACCACAGUCAGGGAACAUCCCGGGCUUGUACAGUAUUAACUCAGACCACUUGCGUAGGACAGAUGGAGUAAAAUAUGAGGGGUUGCCCUGCUGCUUCUAUGAAGAGAAGCAGGUAGCCUAUAGUAGCAACAGUGGCAGCGGAGGUGGUGGCUGCUAUACAGAAGACUAUGCAGUGAAUGUGCAGUACACGCUUCCUGAUGACACCUUGCCAAGCUGCUGUAAGAGUGUCUGUGAUCUGGGUCAACGCAUUCCCAUAAUUCCUGAAGACAGAGACUGUGAGCUGAUCCUUCCUGCAGAGUGCCAAGGGACCCACACAGGAGGCUGUAGUUCCUGGGAUGGAACACCUGAGCUAGAUACUUACCUGCACUGCCAAGGUAUAGGAGAGGUACAGGACGAGAGGGAGGUCUGCUAUGAGACAACAUCAUUUCUGCAGCAGAACUACUCUCGGGAGGAAGAAGCUGGAAUGCUCUUUCCCAGUCCCACUUUGAACUCCCAGAAGCUGAUGAUGACCACAAAGGCCACAGGUGCUGGAUCUCAUCCCUUGGAGAGAAGCCAAAUCGGUGACUAGACCUGUCCAGAUGAUCCCAGAUGGAGAAGUGGAGCUUAUCAGAGACUUCAAAUUCUCAUGAAGCUGAUUUUUUUAAGCUUUGACAAACAGACAAAAGUGGUAAUGUGGAGAAGUCCCCCCCCACUUCCUCUUCCUCUGUGUCCACAUUGGCUUGGUUGUCUCCUUUGUCCCUCUUGCCUGAAGCUUUCAGGCCUCCAUUUGUGAGCAAAGCCCAUGAGGGACAUGGUAUGGAGUAUUUCUGAGCUCUAGUGCCAUUUCUAUAUUAAUAACAAAGUGUUAUUUAUAUUUUCUUUUUAGAAGUGACCGUGUCAGCUCUUGCUGAGAGGUAACACGGUGUGUUGAAUAAGCCAGGCUAUAUGUAGAUGCUGUUACCUCCUACAUAAAGGAGUCCAGCCUUUGAUAAGCUCAGGGCUACAUCUGCCUUAGAAACCAGAUAGCACCUUGAAAUAUAGUAGUCCAGAAGGAUACAGCUUCUGUAUGGAUGCUCAGAUACUGACUAAUCCUAGUGGCAAAUCUUAGUAGCCAGCAAGUUACAUGAGCAAUUUUAAGGAAGCUGAAGCAUUGGACUGUCUCCUUUCUCCUCUUCCCUUCUCCCCUUUUCAUGCUGCUCUGAUGAUUUAACUAGGAAGGGUCUCCUGCCAUUAUGAUUAAUUUUAACAGAGUGGGGGUAGGGAAACAGAUAGCUCUGAAUGUUUUCCUCCUCACUUCCUGCUAAACGAUGGACCUCAUUUAUCUUCUGACUGGUGAAGAAUGAUGGGGACCCCUCCCUCAUACAGAUUCUACAAGGGAGUGUUUAGAAAGGGUAAUACCUUUGUAGGUAAUGAACCUUGCCUUCCAUAGGAAGUUCUCCAGGCACCUGUAGCUCAUGUUACGGCUGUGAGGAAUGGUGGCAUAUGCAGGAAAACAAGAGCUUGCAGCUUGGCUGCCUCAUUUUGGAAACAGGUCAGGUGUCUUGUUUUCUUAAAAGACUGCAAGCAUGCCUAAGGGAAGGAGUGCUUGUUACCUUUUGUGUGUGUGUAAAACUGAGGGACUUGGUUUAAUCAAUGUUUUCUUUGCUGUGGUUGAUGUAGCUUCCAUAGAUUGAUCUGUUUUAAAGGUUUCUUGGGCCCAGCUAGUUGUGCUUAAUUUUUUUGUUUUGUGUACAGAGUGCUCUCUGUACUGCAUUAGCCUGGGCACAUACUUUCGUUCUUGUUCUUGUACUAGUGGGGAUGUUUGUUAUCAUGAGAUAAUACAUAUCGUCACUUCUGAUAGCAGUCGUUUCCUGUGGAAACAGCAGCUUCUGACUAAGAGGCUAUCAUAGCAUGGUUUAAGUUGCCUGUCAUGCUGCAUGUGCCUGAGGACACAGUGUCAUCCUGUCUGGUGUAUUCACAGCAGGAAUUCUCCUAAAGGGAAACUAAUUAUUUAAUGCCCACAGUGCUAGUCUUCUGCAAAGAUCUGUCUAAAGUUCAGUUUGCUUUGGAUAUACUUAAAAGACGUGAAAAAAAAGAUGUACCCUUCAUGUUACAUCUUUUUGCCAAAGUAAUGUCCUUGACAGCACUGGGCUAAUCGUAAGAACCAGCAAAGUUAACUUGUUUGCUUUGUAGUCCCAAAUGAAAUCUUUCAAAAGAAGUAAACAUCUAAGAAACAACAAAUAGAUUAAUCUGUUUACUUACUUUCUGUACUGAAUAAGUUAGGAAAAAAAUAAUUCUAUUUAAAGGCAUUCACAUUAAGUCUUUUUAAAUGAACAAACACCAAAAUCUAGCUGUUCAGAAAACUAAUAGAAGGCAAUAGCUGGGUAUAAGGCUAAGAGAAAAAUUCCAGUAAACACAGUUUCUGUGUAUAAAGCUUAUGGAAAAAUGAUUCAUUCUCUGAAUGACUGAAGUGGUAUGUGUUGGGAGAAUAAACUUGAAAGGUUUGAAGGUUUUGUUUGGUUGUUUUUCAAGUCUUACUUUUCUCCUUCCUCCACUCAAAAGGAAUGCAUUGUAGAAGCUAUGGUGUAUUACCUUGGUUAUUCUGCUUCCUGUUUUGUGAGGCACAGCCAAAGGCCACCGAAGAUGCACCGUACUGUGUAACUACACAGCAUGUUGUGUUAAAAUGUGGUUAUAAAAAGAAAUUUGAAUAUUCGGGCUCAUGGUGGUUUUGGAUGUACUGGUCUCAUUCACUUGCUGUAGAAAUCUGCCAGUACAAUGGUCUUGGCAGGCAUUAGCGCAGAGGUACCCUAUGCCUGGAUACUGUGGUUAGUUUUAUAGUCAACAUUUAGUUAAUUCCCUGCUACCUGUAUGUCUGUACAGAUGGUUUUGUAACAAAAUGCCUUUCUACUACUUACGUGAACAGUUUUCAUUGUGUUUGGCUCAUGAGGCACUAUUUAAAAUGUUUUUAAUUAAAGUUAUAGCACUUAAAAUUUUUGUAUAAAAUUUGCUGUAAAGAUUUGUAAUAUGGUCAAAGGGCUCUUUCUCCUUCAUUACCAUUUUAAAAAUGUUUUAAAAGCUAGGAAACAUCUUGUAUAUAUUCUGUGUAUGUAUAGCAGCACAUUUCAUUUAUGGAAAUAUGUUCUCAGAAUAUUUAUUUACUAAUAUAUUUAUCUUAAGCCAUGUCUUAUGUUGAGAGUGUGUGACAAUAUUGUAAUAAUCAUUGAAAAAUCACUAACAUGAGGCUCUGUAAAUACAUGAUAAUUGCACACAAAGAUUUUACAGUACUUGCUGACCAAAAAUGAUACAAGAAACAUUGUAGUUACGUGAGUUUUGUAAGAAAGUGUACAAAUGUCUGUAUAAAAAGAAAAAAAAAAAAGGCAAAACUACACAAAAAUACAGUUUUAUUGCAUAUA
Molecule: messenger RNA, 5751 nt
Organism: Pezoporus flaviventris
Lineage: Eukaryota; Metazoa; Chordata; Aves; Psittaciformes; Psittacidae
Gene: ZNRF3
Product: zinc and ring finger 3
Exons: 10
Coding region: 447-2948 (833 amino acids)
Biological process (GO): ubiquitin-dependent protein catabolic process; Wnt receptor catabolic process; negative regulation of canonical Wnt signaling pathway
Molecular function (GO): ubiquitin protein ligase activity; frizzled binding
Source: RefSeq, a predicted model, not a curated record